AUGGCCCAGCUACUCCCUCUGCUGACGGCCCUGGUGCUGUGCAGCUAUGGCCCUGUUGGAUCUCUGGGCUGUGACCUGCCUCACAACUCUGCCCCUCUGAGCAGGACCACCUUGGUGCUUCUGGACCAGAUGAGGAGGGUCUCCCCUGUCUUGUGUCUCAAGGACAGAAGAGACUUCCAGUUCCCGCGGGAGGUGGUGAACGGCAGCCAGUUCCAGAAGCACCAGGCCGUGUCUGUCCUGCACGAGAUGCUGCAGCAGAUCUUCAACCUGCUCCACACAGCGCACUCCUCUGCUGCCUGGAACAACACCCUCCUGGAGGAACUGAAUGCUGCACUUCAUCAGCAGCUGCAAGGCCUGGAGACCUGCUUGGUACAGGCCAUGGGAGAGGAAGACUCUGUCCUGACGGCUGACAGCCCAACGCUGAUGCUGAAGAGGUACUUCCAGAGAAUCCGUCUCUACCUGGACGAGAAGAAACACAGUGGCUGUGCCUGGGAACUCGUCAGAAUGGAGAUCAGGAGAGCCUUCUCCUCAACAGCAGACUUGCAGGAAAGCUUAAGAAGCAAGGAUGGAGACCUGGCGUCAUCCUGAGAUGGUUCUCAUUGACUAAUUCCCACAUCCCAUUUUCACACGUGUCCUUGGUCAUUUCAAAAGGCUUGUUUCUGCUUUAGUCCAAAGUUACUGAACUAAAUUUAUCCAGUACUUUGUAAAUAUAUUAAGUAAGUUUAUGUGAAGAAAUGUUCUCUAGUUCUAUCAGUUCUUCAGAGAAAGCUUCCCUGAUUUAUUUAUUUAUUUAUUUAUUUUCAUUCUUUUUUACAUGUAUACUAGUUGUAAUAUUUAUUUUACAUAUAAUAACAUGUCAUCUUUACAUUGU
This is a messenger RNA of Oryctolagus cuniculus (rabbit), 871 nucleotides long. RefSeq names its product interferon omega-1. Gene Ontology annotation, cellular component: extracellular region. Gene Ontology annotation, biological process: defense response. The record is from RefSeq and is a predicted model, not a curated record. NCBI's taxonomy places the organism in Eukaryota, Metazoa, Chordata, Mammalia, Lagomorpha, Leporidae. Gene Ontology annotation, molecular function: cytokine receptor binding.